CCCGCCGGGCGCAGAGCGCGGGCGGCCGCGGCUCCCGCGGGGUUGCUGGGAGCCGCAGGCAGGAGGCACCGACAGGCGGGAUGCGGGAGCAGCUGGAGCGCGGGCAAAGGGAAAGCGAAAGCUGCACUCUCCGCCGGUGACAGGGUGAGAGCGCGGCGCGGCCCUCCGGACGCGCGCGGUACCCGGGUCUGCCCCCGCGGGCCCGCCCGGCCGAGCGCAGCGCGCCGCAGCCAUGGCCAUCGCCCACCUGGCCACGGAGUACGUAUUCUCCGACUUCCUGCUGAAGGAGCCCAACGAGCCCAAGUUCAAGGGUCUGCGGCUGGAGCUGGCAGUGGACAAGAUGGUCACGUGCAUCGCCGUGGGGCUGCCCUUGCUGCUCAUCUCGCUCGCCUUCGCACAGGAGAUCUCAAUUGGUACACAAAUAAGCUGCUUCUCCCCAAGUUCUUUCUCCUGGCGCCAGGCUGCCUUCGUGGAUUCUUACUGCUGGGCAGCUGUUCAGCAGAAGGACUCACUGCAGAGCGAUUCUGGAAAUCUCCCUCUGUGGCUGCACAAGUUUUUCCCCUACAUCCUGUUGCUGUUCGCAAUCCUCCUGUACCUGCCCACUCUGUUCUGGCGUUUCGCAGCUGCUCCCCAUCUCUGCUCUGACUUGAAGUUCAUCAUGGAAGAGCUUGACAAAGUUUACAACCGUGCAAUUAAGGCUGCAAGGAGUGCACAGGACCUCGACCUGCGAGAUGGAGCCUGCCCAGUCCCAGGUGUCACUGAGAACGUAGGGCAAAGUUUGUGGGAGAUAUCUGAAAGCCAUUUCAAGUACCCAAUUGUGGAGCAGUACUUGAAGACAAAGAAAAACUCUAAUUAUUUAAUCAUCAAGUACAUCAGCUGCCGGCUGGUAACCCUCACCAUUAUACUGUUAGCCUGUGUCUACCUGGGCUAUUACUUCAGCCUCUCCUCACUUUCAGACGAGUUUGUGUGUAGCAUCAAGUCAGGGAUCCUGAGAAAUGACAGCACCGUCCCUGACCAGUUUCAGUGCAAACUCAUUGCAGUUGGCAUCUUCCAGUUGCUCAGCUUCAUCAACUUUAUAGUGUAUGUCCUGCUGACCCCUGUGGUCAUCUACACGCUGUUUGUUCCAUUCAGACAGAAGACAGAUGUCCUCACGGUAUACGAAAUCCUGCCUACCUUUGAUGUUCUACAUUUCAAGUCUGAAGGGUACAACGACUUGAGCCUCUACAAUCUUUUCUUAGAGGAGAAUAUUAGUGAGCUCAAGUCAUACAAGUGUCUUAAGGUACUGGAGAAUAUUAAAAGCAGUGGUCAGGGGAUCGACCCACUGCUACUCCUGACCAACCUGGGCAUGAUCAAGAUGGACGUUGUUGAUGGCAAAACCCCCAAGUCUGCAGAGACGGUGGGAGAGGAGCAGGGGAACCGGAUGGCAGAGCUCAAAGGUCUGGACCUACAGAGUGAAACUAGAGCAAAUAAUGGAGAGAAGAAUGUACGACAGAGACUUCUGGAUUCUUCUUGCUGAUGAUUUUUUCUCUCAAACUUCAAAUCUGUGACUUCUGUAACAUGGGAUUUAUUUUAGUUAAAGUAGCCCUGUUGGGUUCACAGCUGAUUUGCAGUAAAUGGUU
Messenger RNA from Otolemur garnettii (small-eared galago), 1619 nucleotides. RefSeq names its product pannexin 1 (gene PANX1). Gene Ontology annotation, molecular function: channel activity. Bases 233 to 1516 code for a protein of 427 amino acids. The transcript is spliced from 5 exons. The record is from RefSeq and is a predicted model, not a curated record. NCBI's taxonomy places the organism in Eukaryota, Metazoa, Chordata, Mammalia, Primates, Galagidae. Gene Ontology annotation, biological process: positive regulation of interleukin-1 production; monoatomic cation transport.